AUGUCCACCUUGUCUCAGAGCAAGCUUCGAAGAGCUCAUCUGCCACUGUGGAAGGACCGUGAUAGACCCGCCCAUCGCUUGCGGCACGCAGGUGCGCUGUAAUUUUCCCUGUAUUCGGGGAGGACCUCCAUGUGGACAUCCCAAACAACCGCACAAUUGCCACGAGAACGAGGAUGGAUGCCCGCCCUGCGUAUACUUGGUAGAGAGAGCUUGCAGGUGCGCCAAGGCCAAUACGGUUCCAAACGUGCCUUGCUCGAGGUCUGUCGAUCUGGUUUCGUGCGGCGUUGUUUGCGGAGCGACGCUCAGCUGCGGAUAUCACAAGGAUGCGGCCCUGUGUCACUCGGGCAAGUGCGCACCUUGCAACCAGACGUGCGGCAAACCUCGACCGAUCUGCGGACACGCGUGUCAGAAGUCUUGCCACGCUCCAUCGGCAUGCCCAGAGUCGGAAGCUUGCUCAGCCAACAUCACCUUGGAAUGUCCUUGCGGCAAUCUCCAACAGAGAGCACGAUGCGGCGCGUCCAUCCACUCCAAACCGGCCACGGAUAGGAAGCUGAAAUGCACCGACGCUUGUUCCAUAGCUGCGCGCAAUGCAAAGCUUGCCGAAGCGCUCGGGCUUAAUCCGAUGGAGAAAGGCGCCAAAGCGGAGUACCCCCUCCCACUCGUCGACCACUUCUUGACGAAUCGCAGGGCUUGCGAAGAGACGGAAAGGGCGUUUGCGGAUUUCAUCCACUCUCCCAGACACGGAAUGGUACUGCCGAGUGCGGGCAAGCAGCAAAGAGAUUUCGAACUGGCUCUUGCGCCCCAUUACAAUCUCAUCGCGGAAAGCUUGGACGGCCGUUCGACGUCUCUUAGAAGACAGCAGACGAGCAAGAUUCCCAGUCCGACCUUGUCUCAAGCGGCGGGCCUCGUUGCUUCGCAAAGAGCGUCAGGUCUGGCAGCGGGGCCCUCAAGGCCCACGGCACUCGGUCAAUUGAAGCGCCCCGAGUCUUUCACGACAUCGACUGGACCUCGCGCACCUCUGAACGCCAUCCUGCUCGAAAAGGUGUUUGGUCAUGAUGCGACAUCGCUCGAGGCUCUAUUGCACAGUCGCGCUCUCAAAGGUUCCGCUAUACAGCUCAGAUGGAUAGGUGACGAAGAUGUCGUUGUCACGAGCGAUACGGUACCUGCUGCACGAUUGUUGGCCGUGCCCACACUAGCAGCUCUUCGACAACACGCCAAGACGGAGCACUUUGCAGCGAGCGUCGUCGCUGUAGCAUUCGACGGUCUGUCGAAGCGCGUCAUAAGAAAAGACGAUGGGGAGAACAAGACGGGCUCGACGAGCGCAUCUGCAUCUGCCUGGGCUGUCAACAUGUCCAGGACCGGCUCGGCAUCAGGUUCGGGCACUGUUACGCCUACUCACUCGGCACCUAGGGCCGGCGGCUGGGCAGCCGUAGCAUCCGGUGCGCUAGCCAACAAGAACAACCCCUCUCGUGAGAACCCCAAUGGUCGGUCAACGAGCGCAUGGGAAAGUCUCAGCGGUGCUGGUGUGCCUCGCCCUAGCGAUGUCAUGCCUGCGACAGCGCGAACGGGCGGCUCGAUGACGUUGAAUCCCGCACCUCCACUUCCUGCUGCUGCAUCUACCGACCUGGUCGUCGACUCGUGGGAUGCGGAUGAUGGAUGGCUAUAA
This is a messenger RNA of Ceraceosorus bombacis, 1666 nucleotides long. Lineage: Eukaryota; Fungi; Basidiomycota; Exobasidiomycetes; Ceraceosorales; Ceraceosoraceae. The record is from the annotation of a GenBank genome assembly.